Messenger RNA from Acinonyx jubatus (cheetah), 5966 nucleotides. RefSeq names its product estrogen receptor 2 (gene ESR2). The coding region runs from base 310 to 1962 and encodes 550 amino acids. The transcript is spliced from 9 exons. The record is from RefSeq and is a predicted model, not a curated record. Gene Ontology annotation, molecular function: nuclear estrogen receptor activity; steroid binding; zinc ion binding. Gene Ontology annotation, cellular component: nucleus. Lineage: Eukaryota; Metazoa; Chordata; Mammalia; Carnivora; Felidae. Gene Ontology annotation, biological process: cellular response to estradiol stimulus; regulation of DNA-templated transcription; estrogen receptor signaling pathway.
GGCUACUGGACCUGUUGAAACCCACUUCGCGUCCCUGCUGCUAGGCAGCUGGACGCGCCGAGGCUGCGAGAACCGCCGCUGGAAACUUGCGGGGUGGAGAGGGACCACCCUGGGCUGCGACAGGCGCCCCGUCUGCGGCGAUCGAGGGCUGGGCUGCGCGAGGUGGGCUCUCUCUCCGCAGCUGGUGGCCGAGCGCCAGGUGCGAGCCAGGUGCUGGAGCCGCUACUCUGGGAAAAGCACGUGUCCGCAUUUUAGGGACCGCUAGGCCGGUGUUUCCCUGUAAGCCCCCGAGUCUUUGAGAACCUUAUAAUGUCCCUUUGUGCCUCUUCUCACAAAGAGUUUCCUCAGCUGUUACCUAUUCAAGACAUGGAUAUCAAAAACUCACCAUCUAGCCUUAACUGUCCUGCCUCCUACAACUGCAGUCAACCCAUCCUACCCCUGGAGCAUGGCCCCAUAUAUAUACCGUCCUCCUACGUGGAGAGCUGCCAUGAAUAUUCAGCCAUGACAUUCUAUAGCCCUACUGUGAUGAAUUACGGUAUUCCCAGCAGUGCCAGUGACUCCGAAGGUGGACCUGGUCGACAGACCACAAGCCCAAAUGUGUUGUGGCCAACCCCUGGACACCUCUCUCCCUUAGCGAUCCAUUGCCAGUCGUCGCUUCUGUAUGCAGAACCUCAAAAGAGUCCUUGGUGUGAAGCAAGGUCGCUAGAACCCACCUUACCUGUACACAGAGAGACACUGAAAAGGAAGGUUAGUGGGAGCAGUUGUGCCAGCCCUGUUACUAGUCCAAGUUCAAAGAGAGAUGCCCACUUCUGUGCGGUCUGCAGCGAUUACGCAUCUGGAUAUCACUAUGGAGUCUGGUCGUGUGAAGGAUGUAAGGCCUUUUUUAAAAGAAGCAUUCAAGGACAUAACGAUUAUAUUUGCCCAGCGACGAAUCAGUGCACGAUAGAUAAGAACAGGCGCAAAAGCUGCCAGGCCUGCCGACUUCGGAAGUGCUAUGAGGUCGGGAUGGUGAAGUGUGGCUCCCGGAGGGAAAGGUGUGGCUACCGUGUCGUGCGAAGGCAGAAGAGCUCCGAGGAGCAGCUGCGCUGCGCCAGCAAAGCCAAGAAAGCCGGGGGCCACGUGACCCGCGUGAAGGAGCUGCUGCUGAGCGCCCUGAGCCCCGAGCAGCUGGUGCUCACGCUCCUGGAGGCGGAGCCGCCGCACGUGCUGGUGAGCCGCCCCAGCACCCCCUUCACCGAGGCCUCCAUGAUGAUGUCCCUGACCAAGCUGGCCGACAAGGAGCUGGUGCACAUGAUCGGUUGGGCCAAGAAAAUCCCAGGCUUUGUGGAGCUCAGCCUGUAUGACCAAGUGCGCCUCCUGGAGAGCUGCUGGAUGGAGGUGCUGAUGGUGGGGCUCAUGUGGCGCUCCAUUGACCACCCCGGCAAGCUCAUCUUUGCUCCAGACCUCAUUCUGGACAGGGAUGAAGGGAAAUGUGUAGAAGGAAUUCUGGAAAUCUUCGACAUGCUCUUGGCAACGACUUCAAGGUUCCGUGAGUUAAAACUCCAACACAAAGAGUAUCUCUGUGUCAAGGCCAUGGUCCUCCUCAACUCCAGUAUGCACCCGUUAGCUGCAGCAAGCCAGGAGGCUGACAGCAGCCAGAAGCUGACUCACUUACUGAACGCCGUGACCGAUGCUCUGGUCUGGGUGAUUGCCAAGAGCGGGAUUCCCUCCCAGCAGCAGCCAGUCCGCCUGGCUAACCUCCUGAUGCUCCUUUCUCACGUCAGACACGCCAGUAACAAGGGCAUGGAACACCUGCUCAACAUGAAGUGCAAAAACGUGGUCCCAGUCUACGACCUGCUGCUGGAGAUGCUGAAUGCCCACACACUUCGCGGGCACAAGUCCUUGGUCACAGGGUCCGAGUGCAGCCCGGCAGAGGAGAGUAAGAGCAAAGAGGGCUUCCAGAACCUCCAGUCUCCUCAGUGAUGCCCAUCCUGGGGCGAACAGGCCACAGAGGAGGUCAGAGGCUGAAGUGUGAACCCCAAAUGCAAACCGCGAGCUCCAUCUGGAAGUAGGCGGGCUUCAUCGUCUUUCUCCUGCGUGGUCCCUCAUUGGGUCAUGGUAGGCUCAGCCAUGUGCUGUCCUUCACCUGACCUCUCCACUUCCCAGGAGUCAGGCUGAGAAAACUAGGGAGCAUGUUUGAAAGCAGAGUUUACCUCUCGCUUGGCCUCAUAGAAUCUCAGUGCAGUUCCUUUCUUACUUUCCAUCUCCCUUCUGUUCCUCUGGGAAACAUCCUGAAGGUUUUGGAAUGAAUGGUGGAAAUCUGACGUGGAAGGUUUAUAAGGUAGAGAGGGAGAGAAUGAGGCACUUUAAAGAAGUGGACUAACCUUUAAAGAAAAAAUUUUUUAAAUGUUUAUUAUUAUUUUUUUUUGAGAGAGAGAGUGAGAGCAGGGGAGGGGCAGAGAGAGAGGGAGACACAGAAUCUGAAGCAGGUUCCAGGCUCUGAGCUGUCAGCACAGAGCCCUACGUGGGGCUGGAACUCACAAACCAUGAGAUCAUGACCUGAGCCGAAGUCGGAUGCUUAACCAACUGAGCCACCCAGGCGCCCCAAGAAGCGGACUAACCUUUAUUGUGCCACCUAACCUGCCCUUAGAUAGGCAUUUGUUUGCCCUCUUCCGGGCUACUUGAUUAUAGGAUUGAAAACCAAACAAUGAAUGAAUGAACUAGCUCUACAAACCUGCUUCACAAAUCUGUGAGGACUAAGGCCGUGUAUCACUAUUACCAUUGAAGGCCAGAGGGAUUGCAACCUGGGGAGCCGGUGGUCAGGCUGGGAAGUGAGCCACGUUCUCCACCCCCACGCCCCCCCCCCCCCCACCGCCGCACUUGACCUUGAUGCCAUCUUCAUAGAGGUUCAUUCCUCUUGGUUUGCAUUCAUAGAGCCUGCUAAUUAUUUGGGGUGCAUGUGUGUUUGUGAUCACUUUCAUGGAGGAUUGUAGAGAUUUAAAUCUAACUGCCCCUGGAAUUUUCCUUCCUCAAAACUCUUUUGUCCCAGGUGCCCAGUGUGUGCGGGAGAAAGGCCCAGUGUUUGCAGGAAUGGGUUUCUCUUGUGGGUUUGGGUCACAGCCACAGUGCUUCCCUGGGACAUCCACAAUUGUCACAUCAGCCAUCCAUAGACAGGGACACAUCAGGCUGUGUGUGCAAGGCAUGCUGUUCCGUGGAAAGAUGAAUGGCUACAGACACACCGGUAUGUCGGGUUCAUGGCCACAGUGUAGAUUUGGUGAGCAUUACCACCUGAACAACCCUGGUCUGCAAACUCUACUUAAAAAAAAAAAAAAAAAAAAUAUAUAUAUAUAUAUAUAUAUAUAUAUAUAUAUAUAUAUAUAUAUAUAUAUAUUUAGGGAUAUUUAUAGCAAGAAUUUUUUUACAUCCUACGGCUCUUUUGAACUGUUUUCUUAUCAGAACAUUUCUAUGGUGAGUGUGGGGGGGGGCACUUCGUAAACUAUUAGUUCCUAUUUCAAGUGGAACAUAAAUAGGACGAGGUGAUAAAGCACCUCUGAAAUUACAAUUUUAACUCACUUUUUCAUAACGGAAACCUUCAGGAACAUGGUGAAUGCGUAAAAUGAGUUACAUCUGUACCUUGAAAGUGAGCAGUUAAAUAAUCAUGUAUGAUUUUUUUGAUGAUGUUUUAAAAAAUUACCUUGUGAGAGGAGAUUAAACUCAUUCUUUUUUUGAAAAUAGGUUUACUUUGCUAGCACACUCUGUAUUUACUAAGUCAUUAGGAAAAUUAAAUUCAAUGUUGUAAAGGUUGGUUUCUGCUAGGGAGUCCUUGGAUAAUUCUUAAUUUUGGUGCAGUUUUACUGAAAGUUGAGUAGAGCCGUGUCAGAAACACGUGGACACAGACCUAGAGAACAUGCCAUUGUCUGUAGUCUAAGGUGGCUUGAAAUUAUUCCUAGUGGCUCAGUGUUGCAGCCUAGGUGAGAUUUGGUAUAGAUCACAUGGACUGCCUUUUACAGGAACUGGGGAACCAGUGUCAUCCAGAAGGUCAAUUUUCUUUCUUUCUGGGCAGCCUAGAACCCUGAACGUUGAACAGAAGAUAGCAGGUUGGGGAAACCGAAGUGGGAGGCAAAGGAGGCAGUCUUGAACAAGUAUUUACUGAUGAAGUUCUCUCUCUCUGUCUCUCUCUUUUUUCAUGUUUGUUUAUUUUGUGCGUGCGCAUGCGAGAGAGAAAGAGCGCACGCACGCAAGCUGAGGAGGGGCAGAGAGCGAGAGAGACAGAAGAUCUGAAGCAGGCUCCGCGCUGUCGCACAGAGCCCGAUGCAGGGCUUGACCUCACGACACUGUGAGAUCAUGACUUGAGCUGAAGUCAGACGCUUAACUGACUGAGCCACCCAGGUGCCCCUGCUGAUGAAAUGUUCUUAAUUGUACUUACAAAAGAGACUACCAGGUUCAAAAACAAAAACAAAACAGAAUGAGGUCCAAGCCACUGCCACAGAAGCAUGCAGUGACAUUUUUUAGGUUGGAUUUUGCUGCCCAAGGUAGAAACCAGAUUUGUCUCAGGUGUCUAAGCACCUUUCCGUGCCAAACCCUGUGCUUGCCCGGAGGGUGCAUGUGCUUGAGUAAACCCUUCCAGCACCCACUACGCAUCCCCUCAUUAUUCCCACAUGCUUCUUGAGGCUGCUUGCUUCACUGCAUUUAGAUUCAGCCACGAGGGGGAUGUAACACGUUGGUAAUUUCUUCUUGGCUCAGGUUGCCAUUCGGGGGGGGGGGGUUGUGCUGCUGGUACAGGUUAGUCUAGCCUGGGGGGGGCCUCCUCCGUGCAAGGCUGUCUCUUAGAACUGGGAUCUGGGCCAAGUAGGCAGUUGAGAUGACAUGGCGUAUAGUUGAAAAGAGUUCUUCAUUUUGUUUAGAAUAUUUUAGGGCCCUUUCCCCCACUGCAGAUGGAGUGUUUCGAAUCUCUGUGCCCAUCUGCUCCAAACGUGUCCUCUAAAGACACCAGUGUGCAGUUUUUAUGUUUUUGGUAAACUCUCAGUAUCCAUUUUAAAGAUGAAUCAUUUCUCCUUAAUAGUGCUUUCUUUUAAAUGUCAUCUUUUUUUGGGGGGUAUCCAUACCCCUCAAAGUGAUCUAUAGACAACUUUAAAUUCUGCCAUAGCUAAGCCAGGAUUUUGUUGUUUCCAAGAUCAGUUUUCAAAAGGAAUUAACUUGGGGAAAUAGGACCUGAUAAAUGUAAACAGGAAUUAACUUUUGAGUAUCGGAGGGGGGGAAAAAACCCCACCCAGCUACACUUUAUGUAUUAUGGAAAAAUGAUCUUAGCUUUGUCUCACACUCGUGUGGCAAGAUUCUUUUCUUCCAUUUUGAUCUGCAAGUUAUUGUUUAAUGUAAGAAGCUUAUUUGUGGGAGACGAAUGAGAUUUGGGCUUAAUUCCAAAAACACGAGUGUCUCAUACAGAAUCAUACGGCAAAUGUUAAUGAAAUAAUUAACAUGGAAUAUUCUUAACACAGGGAACGUUAGAAGAGAGCAUUUACUCGGAAUCCCGGGAGGGAACUGGCAAUUCCUAGAGAGGACGGUGUGGGAGAGCCUGGGGCUGCACAGUGAGUGUGCACACGUUGUCCUGUGUCCCCCACCCCUCCCCCGUCCCCUCUCUGUGACCUCAGGCCUGUCACAUUCAUACUGUCUACUGGCACCAUUACAGAGGAUUCUACCCUAACAUCAUUUUGAAGAGAUUUUUCUUAAACACUUGAGGUGGGAACGGAAGAUUGUCAGCCUAAUAACAAAUCUAGAGGGUCUCAACUGUAUUAAAAACAAAACAAGGCAAAUCAGCAAAAGUUCUGCAGUGAGACAGUCUUUAUCUGGAUUAUUUCACCUGCCGACUCAGCUAGAAGGCAAUUAUUCUAGAGUUCAGUAAAAAGACAUGAGUUACCAGUUCUUGGCAGAGUGACUUAUAUAAUCAUAUAAGUAAGCUAGGUUGAAGCAAAUCUAGAAUAUUCUAGCAU